Messenger RNA from Trametes versicolor FP-101664 SS1, 963 nucleotides. RefSeq lists its product as uncharacterized. NCBI's taxonomy places the organism in Eukaryota, Fungi, Basidiomycota, Agaricomycetes, Polyporales, Polyporaceae. The record is from RefSeq and is a predicted model, not a curated record. The transcript has 2 exons. The annotation marks the transcript as partial.
CGCUUCGCAUGCAGCGGCUGGCUCCAUCUGACGGUUAGCCCGACAUCCGACGUCAUGGAGGUGUCGUUGAAGCACCUGGAAGCGCACAUACCAUACAAUGACAUUGAGCUUCCGGACGAGUGGAAAGCCUAUAUCGAGAAGCAGGCACUCCAUCAGACGCCUGGCGAGGUGAGUUUCGGCUGUACCUGUCAUGGAUAUCGAGAUCUGACGACUGUUACCCGACAGAUCUGGUCGCAUAUCGUCGAGGUUGAAGAUCAGCGAGGCGGUCCGGGCAUAAGGUUCAAGGAGAAGUCGGUGUACUACCAUUGGCUGGUUGUAAGCAGGAAGGAGUGGCGGCUAGCGGACACUCCGCUUGCGUCUGCGGAGAAGUUCUUGAAGGACAAAGGCGAGAAACAUGGCGUCGAGCGCAUGGAGGUCGAACCAGAACCAGGAACGGAGGUGGUCGCGUUUUACGUCAAGGAGUUCAUCUCUGAAUGGGCGGCGCACACGCAGGAGCUGGCCAUGGACUCGACGUGGAACACUAAUGGUGGGAAUUUCGAGCUCUUUGCCGCUGUCGCCUCCGACGCAAAUGGCUCCGGGAUACCACUUGCCUUCAUGUUCAUUUCCACGACAAAGGAUGCCGCACCAGGUGCCAAACGCGCCGUUCUUGAACGAUUUCUCGGCAAUCUGAAGGAUCUCGGUGUUCAUCCGGAGUUCACCCUUACCGACAAGGACUGGUCAGAAAUCGGGGCUAUGCGCGUCACCUGGGACACCGCCAAGCAUCAGCUGUGUUUCUGGCACGGCUUGCGUGCCGUCAAGCAGCGCCUCGUCAAAAACAAGGACACGCCUGCAUCAUACGAUGCCGAAGAGGCUCACCGUCAAUUCUCAUUCAUAGACGUCGCGUUUGUGCCUGCCUCGCAGCAACCGCCUGGGAGACCAGUACGUAUCCCGCGCUCUCAGGCUACCUAUUUACGGCAGGAAUGA